Molecule: messenger RNA, 2720 nt
Organism: Camelus dromedarius (Arabian camel)
Lineage: Eukaryota; Metazoa; Chordata; Mammalia; Artiodactyla; Camelidae
Gene: SH3BP5
Product: SH3 domain binding protein 5
Exons: 9
Coding region: 136-1500 (454 amino acids)
Biological process (GO): intracellular signal transduction; negative regulation of protein tyrosine kinase activity
Cellular component (GO): cytoplasm
Molecular function (GO): protein kinase inhibitor activity
Source: RefSeq, a predicted model, not a curated record
GGCCUGGGGACCCAGCGGCGAGCGGCGCCUCCCGAGCGCGCGGGGCUGUGGCCAGACGGCUGGGGCCGGGCGUGCGGCGGCCGCCACCCGCGACGCUCCGGAGGCCUCCGCUCGCUUCGCGCUCCGGCCGCCCGCAUGGACGCGUCGCAGAGGCGGAGCCGCCCCGAGGAGCCGGCCGAGCUCCCGCUGCCAGCCCGGGACUCGGAGGAGGAGGCGGAGGAGGGGAUGGAGCCGGGGCUGGAGGAGGAGGAAGAGGUGGACCCCCGGAUCCAGGGGGAACUGGAGAAGUUAAAUCAAUCCACAGAUGAUAUCAACAGACGGGAGACUGAACUCGAGGACAUUCGUCAGAAGUUCCGCUCCGUUCUGGUUGAAGCCACGGUGAAACUGGAUGAACUGGUGAAGAAAAUUGGCAAAGCCGUGGAAGACUCGAAGCCCUACUGGGAAGCCCGGAGGGUGGCCAGGCAGGCUCAGCUGGAAGCCCAGAGGGCCACACAGGACUUCCAGAGGGCCACCGAGGUGCUCCGUGCCGCCAAGGAGACCAUCUCCCUGGCUGAGCAGCGGCUGCUGGAGGACGACAAGCGGCAGUUCGACUCGGCCUGGCAAGAGAUGCUGAAUCACGCUACCCAGCGGGUCAUGGAGGCGGAGCAGACCAAGACGAGGAGCGAGCUGGUGCACAAGGAGACGGCAGCCAGGUACAACGCGGCCAUGGGGCGCAUGCGGCACCUGGAGAAGAAACUCAAGCGAGCCAUCAACAAGUCCAAGCCGUAUUUUGAACUCAAGGCAAAGUACUACAUGCAGCUGGAGCAGCUGAAGAAGACGGUGGACGACCUGCAGGCCAAGCUGGCCCUGGCGAAGGGCGAGUACAAGGCGGCCCUGCGGAACCUGGAGACCAUCUCGGAUGAGAUCCACGCGCGCCGGCGCUCCGGCACCAUGGGGCCCCGGGGCCGCGGCGUCGGGGCUGAGGGCAGCGGCGCGUCCGCUGAGGACCUGUCAGGAGGCAAGGGCGAGUCGGACGCUGUUUCUGUGGCCUCCGAGGCGUUCGAGGAUGAUAACUGCAGCACCUUUGUGUCUGAAGACGACUCGGAAACCCAGUCCCUGUCCAGCUUCAGCUCGGGCCCCACCAGCCCGUUGGAGAUGCCUGAGCGCUUCCCCGCGGCCGUCAGGCCCGGCAGCCUGGACCUGCCCAGCCCCGUGUCGCUGUCGGAGUUCGGGGCACUGUUCCCUGUGCUGGGCCCUCGCAGCGAAUGCAGCGGGGCCUCCUCCCCCGAGUGCGAGGUAGAGCGAGGAGACAGGGCGGAAGGGGCAGAGAACAAAACGAGUGACAAAGCCAAUCACCAGCACCGGGGCCUCAGCAGCAGCAGCGGGGACGGCGGCAAGGGCCCCAGCGGCCAGGCGGCAGAGGGCCAGGCCCUGGAGGCCCGGAUGCGGCGGCUGUCCCUCCAGCGCUCCACGGCCGGGGACGCGGGCUUCGCCGACGCCAAGGCGGUGCAGGUCGGCUGACCCGUGCGGGGCUCGGGCCCCAGCGCGCACACGCCGGUAUUUAUACACGAAACUGUACGGAGAACGUCGUGCCAAUAAUCCUUGAAUAUAUGCCAAAUCUUAAGCGUUUCCUCUAAACUGCACUAGUGAAGUUUCGGUGACCUUGAGGGCUGAAGAGGUCUCUUCUGGGGCAGGGCUCUGGGCUGGUGAGUUUUUCACCGCAGAGUUGUCGUGGCAGGUGGGCUGGGACGUUACCUGUCAGGGUCGCGGAAGCAAUAACUGGUUCCCAGGAAGGGCCUUGAGCCAGGAGAGGGGUCGGGGAGCUCAGCCCCCCGGGGUCAACGGCUCCCUCUCCCCGCCUCCCCCUGCAUCGUUCGGGAAAAUGGACUUGCUCACUCCUUUCCAUCCCAGGGGAUCUGGAGGAAAACAGGAACCUAAGACAAAACUCAGAUAUUCAGAACUACAUCUUUUUGACCCAGCGAAGGCUUAAAAGAGAUCCAAGAACACAAUUCACAUUCAUUACCUCUGGUUUUCAGAGGGGGCUUUUAACAAAAGUGUGUUUGCUGGGACAUGAAUUAAAAUCCUGUUCUAGAAAAGGUUACUGUGAGCUGCACUUUUGGGGGGGGCGGGUGAAUGCCAGGGGCAGCGGGGGCCUGUGGCAGAAGGGGACUUGCGGCUGUGGGAGCGAAGGUGCCGCCGCACCAGCUCAUCUGACCAGCCAAGUGGACUGACCGACUCGGACGUGCACGUGCGCCAGGGUCGCCGCUCUUGUCUAGACUGACCAGGUGUUGACUUCUCUGUAGGCUGUAACUUUAAAAAUAAAACUUUAUUUAAGGGUUGUGCUGCACUAGCAUUUCUUAGAGGAAAUGGUUCCUGCAAGCUAGGAGAGGGGUAGGCAUGCAUCGGCAAAGGCUGUUCUGUAGAAGCAAUGGCGUCUGUUAUGCUAAUGGUGUCAGUGUUAUAAGACUGCGUUCUCGUUUUCACGGUUACACAUAUUUAGGGCGCUGUAUUUUAUUUGUCCUUUUUUUGUUAAGAAAACUUAGUAUCCCGAGAAGAAAAAACAAAACCACCCAUCCAAGCUGCCCGCUGUCAGCUCACACGCGUGUCAUUUGUAAUCUCUUCAUCCUGUCGUGCUUUCUCCUUUUUUAAUGACUGAUCCGGUCUCCUAAUUACAAGGUUAUUUUGUACUUGUCUUAAUACCUCGAGUGUAAUAAAAAUGACUUGAGAAAAUGUCUACUUCA